Rotaria socialis is the source of this 618-nucleotide messenger RNA. Lineage: Eukaryota; Metazoa; Rotifera; Eurotatoria; Philodinida; Philodinidae. The record is from the annotation of a GenBank genome assembly.
AUGAAACCUUUUCUUCAAACAUUCAUACAAGACAAACUUCAUUCAUUACAAAUGGAUUAUGAACAUAACAUAGCAUUAAUAGGUUAUGAAUUUGAAGAUCAUCGAUUGGCAUAUGAAAUUCAACAGCAACAGGAACAACAACAAAAUCUGAAUGUUCAUCAACAACAAUUGAUCGAAAAUCUCUGCCAUCGUAAAUAUCAAAAUGAAAUGUCAAAAUGUGAUUUCAACUCAUUGAAGCAAUUGCUUCGACAAAAAGAGCUACCAAAAUCACUUGACACUAUUCAGAUAGUAUUUCCAGUCUACAUUCAAGCAAUAGAUGAUCCUAGAAUUCGUCAAGAAUAUUUGAAUCGACAUGAACAAAUCAUGGAAACAUAUAAAAGUGAAAUGAUGAUUUUAUUAGUUUAUAUAGCUGAAAUAUUUAUGUUAGAAAUACAACAGUUAUUCGAUGAUGAAAUGGCUAAGCUAUGGCAAGAACAACACUGUCUUCCUAUUAAAAAACGAUUCAAUUCGAUAGUAUUAAAUUUAAUGGAACAACGUUUUGCAAAUAUUACUAAAAAAGUACAAUGCAUAUCUCAAUAUAAAUUGUCUUCAUUAGUUGAUGAAAGUUUAACUCUCUAA